Ambispora leptoticha is the source of this 264-nucleotide messenger RNA. Lineage: Eukaryota; Fungi; Glomeromycota; Glomeromycetes; Archaeosporales; Ambisporaceae. The record is from the annotation of a GenBank genome assembly.
AUGUGUUACCCAUUAAAAUCGCUAGCUUCAGAAUCUUGCUCGUAUUUUUACUUUAUCCGAAAUCCAUUCACGCUUAUAAAAAUGAAUGUAAAAUAUCUCAUCUUCGCUCUCGUCUUACUCAUUUCUGCCGUCUCCACUUUGGCGGUACCAGUGAUCCCAGUCGAUGGAGGUGUUCGUUCUGGUCCAAACUGUUAUUACGUAUAUGGAUCUUACGGGCGUUGCGGUCCAAUCGGUCCAAUCGAUCCACCUGUCGUCGCUUAUUAA